AUGGCUCCCACAAUGAAGGCCUGGCAAUUCACCACCGCGCACCCCACCAUGGCCGACGCGCUACGCCUCAACCCCGCCGCCCCAGCCCCCACCGAAUCGAGUCUCUCCACCAACCAACUCCUCAUCAAAGUCUCCGCCGCCGCCGUCAACCCAAUCGACUACAAAGCCGCCGAGCUCGGCCUGCUCUCCCGCCUCCUCUACCUCUUCCGCCCGCACACGCCCGGCUCGGAUUUCGCCGGCACCGUCGUCGCCGCGCAUCCGUCCGUCGCUGCGUCCUCGCACCACCCGGAGCUCGCGAAGCCCGGCACGCCGGUCUUCGGCACCCUCGACGUGCCGCCGCCCACGCAUGGGAGUCUGGGCCAGUACGUCGUCGCCAAGACGAACGAGUGCGCCGCGCUGCCUGCGUCCCCCGGCAUCCCGUCCGACGACGCGGCAGCCGUGCCGAUGGUCGGCCUCACGGCGCUGCAGUGCCUGACGCAGCCAGGCGGCGCCGCGAUCAAGCCGGGCGCGAAGGUGCUGAUCAACGGCGGCAGCGGGGGGACGGGGACGAUGGGGAUACAGAUCGCGAAGGCGCUGGGGGCGGGGCUAGUCGUUGUGACGUGCUCGGGCGCCAACGCGGCGCUGUGUCGCAGCUUGGGCGCGGACGAGGUGUGGGAUUAUCGGGAGGGAGACGUGGUGGGGCGGGCGCGGAAGAGUGGGAUCGUGUUCGAUUUGAUUGUGGAUAAUGUGGGGAGUGCGGAGGAGGGGGGGAGGUUGUAUGAGGGGUGCGAGGCGUUUUUGAAGGAGGGGGGUGCGUACGUGCAGGUUGGCGCGCCGUUGUCGUGGAAGUGGGUGAGGAUGAUGGCGGGGAGGACGUUGAGGCCGGCGUGGUUGGGAGGUGGGAAGAGGAAGUUUGUGUUUUAUACGAUGAAGCCGGAUGGGGGGCAGUUGGCGCAGUUGGCGGAGUGGAUGGGGCAGGGGAAGUUGAAGCCGGUUGUGGAGGAGAAGUUUGAUAUGGAGCAUGUGCCUGAGGCGUAUAGGAAGUUGAGGCAGGGACGGACGAAGGGGAAGCUUGUUGUUCAGAUUGAUGAGUAA
Molecule: messenger RNA, 1074 nt
Organism: Lasiodiplodia theobromae
Lineage: Eukaryota; Fungi; Ascomycota; Dothideomycetes; Botryosphaeriales; Botryosphaeriaceae
Product: alcohol dehydrogenase
Exons: 1
Coding region: 1-1074 (357 amino acids)
Cellular component (GO): mitochondrion
Molecular function (GO): oxidoreductase activity
Source: RefSeq, a predicted model, not a curated record